This is a messenger RNA of Caenorhabditis briggsae, 891 nucleotides long. NCBI's taxonomy places the organism in Eukaryota, Metazoa, Nematoda, Chromadorea, Rhabditida, Rhabditidae. Gene Ontology annotation, molecular function: DNA-binding transcription factor activity. The record is from RefSeq and is a predicted model, not a curated record. The coding region runs from base 1 to 891 and encodes 296 amino acids. The transcript is spliced from 7 exons.
AUGGAGCAAGAGCAAUCACCAGUCGAGAAAAUCAGUGGAACUCCGACUUCCACAGCUUCUUCGUCGCUCACAGAACCAGACACGACUGCCCAAUCACAUACUCUUCUUAUGCCAGCCAUGUUCACUAACGAUUCGAUUGCUCCAAAUUCAAAUUCUGAUCAUCUCCUGAAAAAAGACGCCAUAAUGACUGGAUCCUUGUCUCAAAUUCCAGAAGCUUCCGGACUCUCGAUUACAAAUAUCGAAUCGUCUUUAAAUCUUGAGACCUCCACUUCCCUUGCUUUGCUUCUUGGUAACUCUGGCUCCUCUUCAAACCCGUUAAUCCCAUACACUUCACAAGAUUCUUCUGUUUGGUCGGGAAAUUCGACAAACUCAUCUAGUCCAGACAUCAUCGUCGAGAAAGUGAUUCCAAAAAAGCAAUUCAACACAUGGUGCCUCGAUCAUGAAACUGGCAGAGAGGCAUGGAUUUGCGAUGAAGUAAUCCAUUGGUUCUUAAGCAAGCUUGUCAAUAAUCAAUUCGCAUUUGUGGAUCCCUGCAGUUGGAAAAUGUACAAGAGACACGGAGUGGCGAGCAUCCAGAGAACCCUGAAUCCUUCCAAAAUGUAUUUGUCCCCAGUUUGUAGUUCUGCUCAGCCAAUAGUCGAUGCUCCUGCUCCAACUCGUCAAGAUCUCAAGCUCCCAUUGCAUACGGCGAACAUCUUGGACAAAAAAUUGACUAAGGCAAAAUCCUCGUUCGCCAAAGCUGACAAAGAGGUUAGGGAUAUCAGAAAAAGCUGUUUCGGUGAAGCUUCCCUCCAAAACAGCUACGCGGAUAAACGGAUCAAUGUGGAGGAGUACAACAAAUGGUUCAAAACAGCUUGGAUUUGGAAGAAAGAGAAGAUGAGUGAAGCUUAG